This is a messenger RNA of Myxocyprinus asiaticus (Chinese sucker), 5293 nucleotides long. RefSeq names its product calcium release-activated calcium channel protein 1-like. Gene Ontology annotation, molecular function: store-operated calcium channel activity. NCBI's taxonomy places the organism in Eukaryota, Metazoa, Chordata, Actinopteri, Cypriniformes, Catostomidae. Gene Ontology annotation, biological process: store-operated calcium entry. Gene Ontology annotation, cellular component: membrane. The transcript has 2 exons. Bases 192 to 881 code for a protein of 229 amino acids. The record is from RefSeq and is a predicted model, not a curated record.
UCGACUUGUAGUUCCUCAAGGAACACACUGAAUUGCAGAGGAACCGUGUCACUGCAAGUUAGUAGUCUUACAAUCCGAGUAUGUCAUAUCGGAUUGAAGUGCUCCGGGUAAUCAAGAGGCAAUAAAGACGAUUUCGGUUUAAACAUUCGGGCAAGUUUCAUAACUUUUGAACUAACAUCGAAACAAGCGCAAUGAGUUUGAACGAGCACUCGCUUCAAGCUCUUUCAUGGAGAAAACUUUACUUGAGUCGAGCCAAACUUAAAGCGACCAGCCGAACCUCCGCUCUGCUCUCCGGCUUCGCUAUGGUGGCGAUGGUAGAGGUACAGUUGGAAGAAGAUCACAAGUACCCUCCUGGCUUAUUAAUUGCCUUCAGUGCCUGCACAACAGUGCUGGUAGCUGUCCACCUCUUUGCCUUGAUGAUCAGCACCUGCAUCCUGCCCAACCUGGAGGCUGUGAGCAAUGUCCACAAUCUUAACUCCAUAAAAGAAUCACCACACGAGCGAAUGCAUCGCCACAUCGAGCUGGCCUGGGCCUUCUCCACCGUCAUCGGUACACUCCUCUUCCUUGCAGAGGUGGUCCUUCUCUGCUGGGUGAAGUUCCUCCCUCUGAAGAAUAAAGAGCCAGGCCCUAAUGAACCUACAGUACCUCCAGGUAUUAGCCCAGGAGAAGCUGCUGCAAUCGCCUCCACCACCAUCAUGGUGCCCUUUGGCCUGGUGUUUAUUGUUUUUGCGGUGCAUUUCUAUCGUUCGCUGGUCAGCCACAAAACAGACCGGCAGUUCCAGGAGUUGGAGGCUCUAUCCAACAUCACACGGCUGCAGAACGAGCUGGAUCACAGGGGGGAGGCCUCCAAUUUGCAAUCCUCUUCAGCACAUUUUGCCUAGUGUAAGCACUUUCGAUUGUUCUCACACCAAAUACUUCCUUAUAAGGGCCAUCGUCACCAAUGAUUGGACACAAGGUGGUGAGAAUUAGGAUCCUUCAAUGCAAUAAAUUAUGAUAGCAUCACAAUAUGUUGGUCACAGCAUGAUACAUAAUGCUGUUCUUUUUGUGUGUGUUUUGUGUUUCAGUACACCAAGUAUUGUGAAAUAUUGCAUCUUUCUUAUUUUUUUCCCUAUUUGACUACAACAAGAUCAUAGCUUGUUUUCUGCAGACUUAAGUGAACACAAACUUGAUUUGAACACGGAUAGAGAAUCUGAAAUUUGUGCCACCGUGUUUUACAGUACUUAAAAACUUAUGAAGCAAUUCACAUUGUUGUUACAAAUAAAAAGGUUAGAGGCUUGAUAUGGGAAAAUAAUCAUAAAAAGGCUUGGCAUCAGUGUAUUAAUUCAGUUUCAUGACAAAAGAAUGAUAUGUUAUACUGUUUUGAUCCUUCCCCGUGCUUUUAACUGUCUAUUGUGGACCUACCACACAUGAUUCAUUCACUCUCAGUGGAGGAUGCUUCCUCCUGGGGAACACAAGGUGUUUAAAAUUGCAGAAUUCAAAAGAGCAAUCCCUGAAAAAUAAAAUAUUUUUAGAUCUUUUUCUUACUGAGUAGGUAGUUGGCUGAACAUUGCUGGCAGCAUAAUAGCAGCAGCUGUUUGGCUGAAUGUCUUAAUGUAAUUUCAUAAAUUGCACUUUUUUUUAUUAAAUCUAUCUAUCUAUCUAUCUAUCUAUCUAUCUAUCUAUAUAUAUAUAUAUAUAUAUAUAUAUAUAUAUAUAUAUAUAUAUAUAUAAUUUUUUAUUUUUAUUUUUAAGGCCAAACUCUUAGACCCAAACAGAGUAAGCAAAGCACAUUUUUCUGUAUUAUGUAAAUAAAUUGUUUAUUUUUUCAGGUUAAUUGCAUAGGUUACAACGGGGAUAAAGGCCGUUUUGCUUUUGGUCACAAAAUGUAUCAAGGUAAAAAAAAAAAAAAUUGAUGGAGUAGAUACCAGGGUAUAGUUAUAGGGCACAAUUUGUCAACUAAUGCAAAUCAUUUUAAAACAGCAAGAAUCAUUUUUGAGUAACAAAUUAAGAUGAUGCUUACUCCAAAUAACUACUUAUGAAAAAGUCAACCAUUUCCUGUUCAUUUCCUGGCAUUUUAUUACAUCUCAAGUAUUCUAUAAACAAACUGAUCUCUUUUGUGAUUGGAUCAGUCAUGUGAGCCCACUUUGAACAUUUUUCAUAACAAAUCUAUUCACCCCACUUGAGAAAAACAAAAACAAAGUGUUUAAUAGGGGCCUUUAGCCUGUGCAACAGGGGGGCUUUUUACCCCAAAUACUAUCCUUUCACUUAUAGGACAGUUAUUGAAAAAUGUUUGAUUUAAUGACCUUAAACAAAACUGAAAAUGAUAAAUGAGUAUUUUGUCUCAAAAGAAAUGUGUUAAUUUCAGGGAUUGUCAUUAACUACAUAAAUUUGCAACAUUUAAAAAAAUUAUAAAAAUUAGAUCAAAUUGCCUCAAAAUCAAACUUUAGACAACACACGCAAAGAUCUCAUGGAUCAGGAGAAUUUUCCAGUGUAUAGUGCAAACAGCUAGGAAAGUGCGGUGGUAGUUAUUGUUGCUAUUUAGCAUUUUGGGAGGGAAAAAAAUCAAUGGAGCAUUUUACCCCACGGAGCCUUUAGCCCUGUUGUACCCUGUGUGUCCAAAAAAACAAAAAAACAAAACAAAACAAAAGUAGUCUAAAUAUGUUUCCAACACUGUGCAAUUAAUUUUAAAGUGUGUUGACAUGUCUUGAAGUUGAAAUAUUAUUAUCAUGGCAAUGACCUACAUUUUUAUACUUAAUGAUUUUUAUCUUAAAUGUAACUUUAACAUGCAACAGAGAUAUUCUGAAGCCUCAUGUUUCUGUUAUCCCCUGUGAUCAGAAAACCAAAACCAAAAUACAUUAAGACCUGUCUUAAAGAGUGAAUCUUUACAAAUGACAAUAGUACUGAAUAUAUCUUAUAUCUUGUGCUGUUACUAUAGUUGCUUAAUAAUGUUUAUUUUUGUAUUUCAAACUGUACAUUGAAUGAUACAGAAGUAUAUUAUUGAUUAGUCUUGUACAAGUCUUUUUAUGGUCUUAAAAUAAGUAACUGACUUAAAUAACAUUAACUGAUCAAACAAAACUAUAUAAUAUACAGGCCUGUACAAUAAAUAUCAUUAAAAAAAAAAAGAAAAGUCAGAACACCUGAAUAUUUUUUCACAAUUCACAAAGACUUUAUUUUCCAAUACAUUUGAUUGUUUUAAACUUGUAAUCUGUUGCUAUAAACUUGGCAAAAAAUUAUGGUUGAGAAGAUUGGCUCAUUCAUAAGCAAUACGCAAUCAACAAAAACUAAAUACACACAACAAAUGGCUAAAGAUACAAUGCACAAUUUAUGAAACAGGAAGCAGACUGUUUUCUUGAGAUUUUAGAUUCAGUGCUAAAUACUGGGGUUGUACUUCUGUGGAUUGCAUCUGUAAAAGUCCAUGUCCUUUGGUGGGAAUGCAGAUAUCCCAAAAAUGAGUCUUUUGUGUAUUGGAAUUUCAGAGCAACCUAGCCUAAUCAAUGGAGGUUUAAUAGAGAUUUAGAGUAAUUUUUUCCUGAUUUUAUUAGAUGCCAUGUCAUCAUGUCAUAAGUAUUCUUAGUUAAUCCAAACGGUUUAUGGCUUCAACAAACUCGCAAAAUUUCACUUUUCUCUGUCCUUGUCGGUUAGGCCUACUUGUCAAAUAGAAUGCAAGGAUUUACAAAAUAAAAAGGUACAAAGGCUUAUCAAAGAGUUGAGUUUGUCUUAUUGUGUAUGAAAACAUUUGAGUGGAUACAGGGUCAACUAAUCUUUAAGAAUGGCACAAAUGGUAUUAUUACACAUUAAAAUGUACACAACUGCUCGUCUCAAGCUUGAAUUUGCCAGAAGGUUAUGCAGGCACAGUUGCUUAUCAGAAAUGAUAUAGAGAAUAUUUCAAGGCCAUGUUGCUUGUGGGAACAUAUUUUAAAGGGAUAGUUCACCUAAAAAUGAAAAUUAUCUCAUCAUUUCCUCACCCUCAUGACAUCUCAGAUGUGUGAAUUUCUUUCUUCUGCAAAACAGAAGAUUUGAAGAUUUUUAGAAUAAUGUGUCAGCUAUGAAGCUAAAAAAAUCACAUAAAGGCAGAAUAAAAGUAAUCUAUAUGACUCCUGUGGUUACAUCCAUGUGUUCAGAAGCGAUAUGAUAGGUGUGGGUCCUUUUCUACUAUAAAUCUCUACCUUUGACUCGGUCGAUUGGAAUGCAUCUUAGUGUGCCCCGAAGUGGACUUCACACGGUAUUUAGCCAUCUAUGGGAGAUUCCAAUCCGAAGGGAAUAAUGUUCAGUUGGAAGGGCACUUCAAACAGCAUAGGGAAUCCACAAUAUUCUUAGUGAGUCCACUGUAUUUCUCUAGGUGGGGAGAAUUUCCGGUUGGCUAGCGGAAGUGCGAUUGGUUGGCGUUUUGUGUGUUGCCGUCUCUGCUUGCUUAUGUGUCAUGCGGUUAGAUUCUUGCUUUUUAAAUGUUGUAAGAUGUCUUUAAAAUUUCCUGGACAAUGUGUGCAGUUAAGGAAUUAUCCUAAUAAUCAAGCGAAACUAAAGUUUUGUCUAAAACAGUAAUGUUAAGAUCAGAAACAGCUCGCAAAGCAAAGCGCUCCAGCCCCAGAUGUUGCUUCUUCCGUCAGCUGCCUACAGAAGAAUUGAUUUAUGAACAUCUGUUUGAAAAAGCUUGGAAUAAUUUGUUUGUCUACAGGGAGGAUUACUUAUAUUAUACACUGUUGCAGUCCGGCUACGAUAUAUGUCAAGAAACGGAGUGCAAUGAAUUACAUAAUCAAUAGCAUUAUUAUGCUAACAGGUGUGUGUACAUGUGCUGAAAGUUCAUUAGAAAUUUUGAGGGUUUGUUCAUUUCUAUUCAGCGUUGGCCUUUGUGAAUGCUUCAUGUGUUUUGAAAUGGCAUUAUUACUGAGUAUAAAAAGGAACAGUGUUUUUCCUGAACUGUCUGUGAGUAGAGACGAUGUUUUCAACUGUUUUCAUGCUGUGAUGCUAAAUGGAUAAAUUCUACAGGUGAAGACUAUAAUUAUUAGAUAAGACAUGUACAAUAGUGAAAUGUUUUAUCACGUUUGAAAUUAAUUGUAAUUAUGAUUUCCCCCUUUCCUGCAUUUUUCCUGCCUGCAGUUCACUUACUUUUGAGUGUCUUUGCAGAAUGUGCAUGUCUUCUCUUAAGGGGAAAAGGUGAUUUGGUAAACAGUGUGGACAUUAAUUCAGUGUCAAUUCAAUUUAUUUGUACUGUGCUUUUAAUAAUACAUACUGUUUUAUAGUUGCUUUACAGAGAACACUGGACUUUUGUGUACAAUGUUUAUAAUGUAUGUCCAAAUAAAUAUGUUUAUUUGUA